AUGGAGGUGCUGGGGGAGGCCUGCCUGCGGGACCCGCCGCCCGCCCGCCUGCCCGCCGGCUUCUGGGCGGCCGCGGCCGUGUGGCUGGAGAAGCCGCAGGUGGCCAACAAGCGGCUCUGCGGAGCCCGCCUGGGGGAGGCGCGGCAGGUGCCCCGGCCCGGCAGGUGCCCCGGGGGAGGAGGAGAAGGAGCCGCCGCCGCCGCCGCCGCCUGGGAGGCGCUGGGGGGCGGCUGCUCGUGCUGCCGCCAGGGCUGCCCGGCGCUCGGCCUCCUCUCCGGCCCGGGCCCGCCCCAGGUGGAGGUGCUGCUCCGCACCCUGGUGCCCAAGGGCAGCCUCCCCGCGCCCGCCCAGGAGCUGGUCGUCAAAGAUGUCUCUAAUGGGACUGUAACCUUUUUGCCAUUGGAGCAAGUUCAUGAAGGGAAAUGCAAGAUUAAGAAGUCCAACAUUUAUCAAAUUAAACUUCUGCAUACAAAAGAUAAUGAAUGGUCUCUCUCAGUUUUAUCACCAUCUCCAGAAAACUAUGUUUCAGAUGGAAUUGUAUACCCCAAGACAAUGUGGCUUGGAAACGAACUGCUGACUAAACUGGCUAAAUGGUCUAUGGAAACAAAAAAGUGUGAAUUUAAAAAUACACUCUCUCUGAUUUCUGUGGCUAGAUAUAACAACAUUUACCAAAAUUUAAAGAAAAAAUACAAAGAAAUUGUAAAGGUGUGGCCUGAAGUAACGGAUCCUCAAAAGUUUGUAUAUGAAGAUGUUGCUAUAGCUGCAUAUCUGUUGAUCCUUUGGGAAGAUGAGAGAGCUGCAAAAGGCAUGUCCAGAAAACAGUCUUUUGUGGACCUUGGUUGUGGAAAUGGUCUUCUGGUCAACAUCCUAAGCAGCGAAGGGCAUCCUGGCAAAGGAAUUGAUGUUAGAAGAAGAAAAAUAUGGGACAUGUAUGGACCCCAAACACACUUGGAGGAAUGUGCAGUUAGUCCGAACUCUCUGUAUCCAGACACUGACUGGCUAAUUGGGAAUCAUUCCGAUGAGCUGACUCCAUGGAUACCGGUAAUAGCAGCCAGGUCUUCCUACUCUUGUCGCUAUUUCGUGCUCCCUUGCUGCUUUUUUGACUUCCAUGGAAAGUAUAAUCGGAAGCAAAGUAAGAAGUCCCAGUACAGAGAAUAUCUGGAUUUUGUUACAGAAGUGGGACUUGUAUGUGGCUUUAAUGUCGAAGAGGAUUGCCUUAGAAUUCCUUCAACAAAAAGGGUGUGUUUGAUUGGAAAGUCUAGAACGUAUCUCACAACAGAAAGUAUUGCUCUCGACGAACAGCGAGCGCAUUAUAUCAACAGCCGCCAGUGCUGCAGCAUGACACCGCCAGGUAAAGUGGAAGGGUUGCGUCAAAGUGAGAGUCGACCAGCUGUAAGCCAUGCCGUGGGCCUACUUGCCGGCAGAGAAGUACUGAGAAAUACUGAUGUGGAAGGAGCCUUAAUAUCUACGUUUCAGCCCAGAGGGAAAGAACCAGUCCGGAACUGCACUGCCCUCCCUCAAGAUUUUGUGGACCGUGUGGUUUUGAAAGUAGCAAACUUACUGUUAAGUGGAAUCCAGGAAGACUUAUCUAGAACUUCAGACACAUGGAGUCGAGGAGAGAGUCUCACCUUGAAUGAAAUAGCAGCACGUUUAAACGAGGAGACAUUAAAAAGUCUGAGGAAUGAAUAUGGGGGCCUGCAGACCCUGCUUAGGAACAACCACCAAGUGUUUGAAGUGCUCAGCGGAAGAGUUCAUAUUCGUGACUGGAGGGAAGAGAAGCUGCCAAGCAAAAAGAAGCCAGGCAUGCAGGCUGGGCAGAGAGUUUCUUUGAAAGCCACAAAAACUCGUCUGUGUUGGUUUGACAUUCACCAUCCUCAGGGCUGUCCUAUGACUGCGGAAUGCUGUUCUUAUGCUCACAGCAUUGAGGAGCUGAGGCCACCCCAGCAUGUGCCAAAGAAAAGUCAUGCCAAGCGCUAA
Messenger RNA from Euleptes europaea (tarantolino), 1977 nucleotides. It is a transcript of the gene TRMT44, whose product is annotated as tRNA methyltransferase 44 homolog. Gene Ontology annotation, biological process: tRNA methylation. The record is from RefSeq and is a predicted model, not a curated record. Gene Ontology annotation, molecular function: tRNA (uridine) methyltransferase activity. The transcript is spliced from 11 exons. The coding region runs from base 1 to 1977 and encodes 658 amino acids. NCBI's taxonomy places the organism in Eukaryota, Metazoa, Chordata, Lepidosauria, Squamata, Sphaerodactylidae.